UGCGAGGUGAUGCCUCCAUCACGCCGGCCCGCGGGCCUCCACACGCCUCCCUGAUGACAUCUGCCCUCCUCGUUCUCCGCGAGCACUUGCAUGUAUAAGAGUCGCCCGGCAGUUCCCCGUCCUCUACUGUUUUCUGGUCUGCUCCCCAUCCAACGCUCGACUCCAACGACUCUCGCUCGUCUUCUUUGGACCACUCUCGCUUCACGCCAAUAUCUCUUGGCAACCUUCGCUUGGAACAACCUUCGACAACAAAAAACGAACCUAAUCUUAAUUCACCAUGAAGUCUGCCACCGUUGUUCUCAUGGCCUCGGCCGCCGCGGCCAUGCCCGGCAACUACCACGCCCAGCCGCCGACCACCACCUCGUGCACCGACGAGUACCCGGUCACUACCAGUUCGACUUACGAGGUCAGCAGUUCCACCUCGUGCGAGGAGGAGACCACUUCUUCGGCCUACGAGGUCACCACGUCGUCGAGCUCGCCCGUGUACCCCACGACCACCUACCCGGUCACCACUGAGUCCAGCUACCCCGUGACCACCAUCUCCUCGACCUAUCCUGUCAGCUCGGAGUCUUCGACCUCGUGCGAGGAGACCACUUCCUCCACGUACGAAGUCAGCACCUCGUCGACCUACCCUGUGUACCCGACCACCACCGAGUCCAGCUACCCCGUGUACCCGACCACCACCUACCCAGUUACCACUGAGUCCAGCUACCCCGUGUACCCGACUACCACGUACCCGGUCAGCUCCGAGUCUUCCACCUCGUGCGAGGAGAGCACCUCCUCGACUUACGAAGUCAGCACGUCGUCGAGCUACCCCGUCUACCCGACUACCAGCUACCCGACUACCAGCUACCCGGUGUACCCAACUACCACCUACCCGGUCAGCUCGGAGUCUUCGACCUCUUGCGAGGAGAGCACCUCCUCCUACGAAGUGAGCACGUCGUCGAGCUACCCCGUGUACCCGACUACUAGCUACCCCGUGUACCCAACCACUACCUACCCGGUCACCACUGAGUCGACCUACCCCGUCACUGAGUCAACCACCUGCACGGAAGAGACUACCUACUCGACGACCACCGAGUACUCGACCUACUACACCACUGUGACUGAGUCCUCGACGACCUGCUCGGAGGAGAUCACCAGCACCAUCUACACCGUGACCUCCUACCCGGUCACCUACCCGGUUACCUCGUACCCAGUGAUCACCACCAGCGCGACCUACCCAGUCACUGAGACCACUGAGUACCCGACCACCGAGUACCCUACCACUGAGUACCCGACCACCGAGUACCCUACCACUGAGUACCCGACUACCUACCCGACCAGCGCCCCCGAGGAGUCGACCUCGUGCCCGCCCACCACCUUCACCACCUACACUCACCCUACUGUUCCUACCACCUACCCAGUUCAGCCUCCUCCCGUUGAGACCACCUACCCCGUCCAGCCUCCCGCUGAGACUACCUACCCUGUCCAGCCUCCCGCUGAGACCACUUAUCCCGUCCAGCCUCCCGCUGAGACCACCUACCCUGUUCACCCUCCGGCCUCGACCACGGUCCCGGCUCCCCCGGCCGGCACCACUACUCCCGUCAUCCCCACGGCCGGUGCUGCCCUGAACACCGUCAGCUUCGCCGCCGUCCUCGGUGCCGUCGCUGUCCUGUUCUUGUAAGAACAACGCGUGUGGCUUUCAGUGACUGACUAGUCGGUCUACACCAAAAGAAAAACACUUCUUCGUUUCGAUUCACUCAUUAUAUCCUGCCAACUACAGAAGCAGCAGCAACAGUCACUGUAUUGUUGAAACGCGAGCACUCCCCUGAUCAAUCUUUGCCAUUAAUCUUUUUCCGGAAGACAAAAAGGAGUUGAGGAGGUAUAGCAGCGACGCCACCCAUGUUUGGGGGAAAAGGUUGAGUUGAUCCCUUUUCCUCGGGUUGCGGCAUGUCCUGCUUUUAUAUUUUGACUUUUUUGUACAACCCUCACGACAUUUUGCACACGCACAUGACCUUUUCAGAUGGGAUGUAUCUAGACUUUAUUCUUCUUUUUUAUAUUGCAGAGGCAAGAUGGUGGAGCUUUGAUCAGGACGAUGGUUGUUGGGGGAUGGGAUUUAAUGAUAAUUGCCUCUUUCUUCA
Messenger RNA from Microdochium trichocladiopsis, 2123 nucleotides. RefSeq lists its product as uncharacterized. NCBI's taxonomy places the organism in Eukaryota, Fungi, Ascomycota, Sordariomycetes, Xylariales, Microdochiaceae. The coding region runs from base 278 to 1666 and encodes 462 amino acids. The record is from RefSeq and is a predicted model, not a curated record. The transcript has a single exon.